CUGCCUGAGUUUGCAGUCGAGUGCGCCACAGGGCAGCGCGGCUAUAUUAUAUAACUUUAAUGUACUCUCGCGUUUAAUGGCGCAAAAGCAGAACAUUGCGCCGCAGAUCUGUCGACUCGCUGCGGAUUUACCUUGAGAUUGCCGGCAGGUGACCGAUCGAUCACUUUUUCCCCUCUGCUGGCGACGUGCGUUAAAAGUUAUCGACAGAUCUGAGGAACGGCGCACACGGUGAAUUUCGCCAGCUCCGGCUGCGUCAGCGGCGUUUGUUGAUUUUACUUCAGAGAUAUUUCUGAAAAAGAAAAAUGUUUCCCUGUCGCGCGGAGAGAGAAGCCGCUGCCGAUCCAGCUGAUUUUCACCACACACCAUGAGUGCACGGAGGUGGGUUUAUCUGCGCGCUUGAUCGGUGUGGACACUGUGUUACUUCUCACGUUUUCCCCAACUUGGAUUGACAGGACAUGACCUAACCGGCGGAGUGCACCCCUUUUCACGACAGGAUAAAGAAAUGGAUCAGGGUGGGCUGAAGCGAAAUGGUAAUCGAGAUGACAGCCUGACAUUUGGGGCGAUAGAGGCUGAAGUAAACCGAGAUACAGGUGACACACCUGGUUCACUGCUCCGAUCUGCAAUGCAUCUGCCUGGCUCUGGGUCUCUGCCGCCGCCCACAAUGGCCCCGAACGGACAGGGUGGAACCAAAGACCAGGGGGACCUUGGAGGCCUCUUUGACUCUCCUCAGCAUCAUGUGCUCUGCGAGGACACAAACAUGAAAGAGGGUAAAAUGAUCAGAAUGCAGAAGCAACAACCACAGGAUAUUUGUAUUUUCAGCAUGGGGGACAGCUUGCCGUUGUUGAACCAGAGUAUUUCGGAUCUGGACCGGACAGCCACCGCUGUCAUCAGCACGCAAGACACCUCUGUUCCGGGCAACCUCCCUCUGCCUGACCUUUUUUCCCAGCAAAUCAAGCAGGAGGGUUUUUUCCCCCUUGACAAUAACUUGGGAACUUACAGUGGGCACACAGGCACUGGGCCGUCUGAUCUGGACGGCAGCAACACCCGCCUGAUUGAGGAUCCCGAGAUUUGGCGAGAGUUCGACCUUCCUGGCUCCCUGCCAGAAAUCAGCGCUUUUGAAUUGGAUUCAGAGGUGGCAAACUUGGAGGAUAACAUCCUCCAUGGGACAACAAGAGGUGGUGGCCUGUUAAAGGAAAGCAAGUCUCUUAUGGGUAACGGAGACAACUGUACCAGUGUUAAUGGCACAGAGCAGCACCAUCCCAUUCACCAUCACCAGCAGCAGCAGCAGCAGCACCAUCACCACUUACUACAGCACCAGCAGCAACAGCUUCACCAUCCACAUCAGCAGCCUCCAACACUUCUUUCCAGUGUCAUUAUCAAGGAAGAGAAGGAUCCUGAUGAGCCUUUCAUCCACAUCCGCACUCCAGGUGUGGUCAAACAGGAGAAGCAGGACGGCGAUGAUAUCUGCCAGUCGCAGUGUCUCCAGGGCGGCAUGAGCUCUCUCCAUGGAGGAGGCUCCAUGUCUUCUCCUAUGGGGAUCGGUGCAGGACCUGGCUACCACUACAGACCCAAUCCGACCUCCACCGUCGGCCUUCAAGACCAGAAGCCUUUUGGCAUGUUCUCCAACAUGCCUUUGCUGGGGGAGAGCUGGAUCAGGGGCAAAAGGUUUGGAGAGUCAUCUGGAAUGCAGAGCAGCGAUGAUGGGCUCCCCUCUGCUUCGACCUUGUCAGCCUUUCCUGUCAACUUCACCAGCUCGUCACCCAGACCAGGAGAGACCAGCAGCUCUGCCGUGUCGGGUCAGUCCAAGCCCAGUGGGCAGACCCAUAAGAUCUGCCUGGUUUGUUCGGACGAGGCGUCCGGAUGCCACUAUGGGGUUGUAACCUGCGGCAGCUGCAAGGUGUUCUUCAAGCGAGCCGUGGAAGGAUGGAGAGCACGACAAAACACAGAUGGCCAGCACAACUACCUGUGUGCAGGGAGAAAUGACUGCAUCAUUGAUAAGAUCCGCCGGAAGAACUGUCCGGCCUGUCGCUUCAGGAAAUGUCUUCAGGCCGGAAUGAACCUGGAAGCGAGGAAAAACAAGAAGCUCUUCAAGAUAAAAGCUCAGCGGGCCUCUGGAUCAUCGGAGCCCAUCAAGAACAUGCCGGUUCCCGUCAUCCCCAGGUGCAUGCCCCAGCUGGUGCCCACCAUGCUGUCUGUGCUCAAGGCCAUCGAACCGGAGAUCAUCUACUCGGGAUACGACGGCACGCUGCCCGACACUUCUUCGCGGCUCAUGACCACUCUCAACAGGCUCGGGGGGCAGCAGGUCAUCUCCGCCGUCAAGUGGGCCAAAUCACUGCCAGGCUUCCGCAACCUCCACCUGGAUGACCAGAUGACGUUGCUGCAGUGCUCCUGGCUCUUCCUCAUGUCUUUCAGUCUGGGCUGGAGGUCGUAUGAGCAGUGCAACGGCAACAUGCUCUGCUUCGCGCCCGAUCUCGUCAUCAACAAAGAGCGUAUGAAGUUGCCCUUCAUGAACGACCAGUGUGAGCAGAUGCUGAAGAUCUGCAAUGAGUUUGUUAGACUGCAGGUGUCCUAUGAGGAGUAUCUGUGCAUGAAGGUGCUGUUACUGCUCAGUACAGUACCUAAAGAUGGCCUGAAGAGCCAGGCGGUUUUCGAUGAGAUCAGGAUGACGUACAUCAAGGAGCUGGGCAAAGCCAUCGUCAAGAGAGAGGAGAACGCCAGUCAGAACUGGCAGCGCUUCUACCAGCUCACCAAGCUACUGGACUCCAUGCAGGAGAUGGUUGAGGGUCUUCUCCAGAUCUGUUUCUACACCUUUGUGAAUAAAACCCUCAGCGUGGAAUUCCCGGAGAUGCUGGCGGAGAUCAUCUCCAACCAGAUACCAAAAUUCAAAGACGGGAGUGUUAAGCCUCUGCUGUUUCAUCAGAAAUGACUGCCUUAAACUGUGAAUCAAUGCCUUAAAUCCUGCCCGGCCCGCGUACCUCUCCAGGACUGUCAGCACUCGCUUAUCCUGCCUCCCUCGAGCCACUUUGACUCAGCUUUUCUUUUCUGUUUUUUUUUUUUUUUUUCGUCCUGGGCCUCCUUUAGGAAUUCUGCCACACCUCCUCAGGCCUCAGCCGUUCAGCCUAAACUUGGAGCACAAUACCUUUGGCCUCAAGCCACCUAUUCCACUUUUAGGUUCGCAAAGCUACAGUAAGACACAAUAUUGCUGACUUCUUCUCGGCCGACUGAGAAGAGUCCGGCCUCUGAAUGUCUCUUGGGCAGGGUGCAUUAUGGGCGAUCUAUCCCCCCUUCCCACACCCCCUACCCUUAGCUAUUUCUCUUCCUCCUCCUCACACACACAGUCCUCAGAUUUCUAAUGUUUUCCUGCGAUGGCCAUCUGCCACUUACUCGAUCCCGCCUCCAGAUUUGUCCUGCAGUUUUCGCCGAAAAGCCGACACCUCCAAACACCUUCCCCGCACCGCGGCACCACACCCGAUCUACUUUCCAACGCGCCGGGAUUAGCAGUUCCAGCUGGGUGAUCCCCCGCUCACCUGCCCUGCUGUGUGUCCGUGUUCGCCCUUCCCAGCCUCACUGCACAGAGAAUGUAGUCGGGUUCUCCUAAGGACUGUCGACAAAAAAAAAAAAAAAACAAACACAGCAGGAAGAAUUGGAGAUAUACUUUAUUUUCCCCUGGAUCUCAAGGACAAGUGAGGAUGAGCCAAUUAUGAGCUUUUAACUCUUCUAUCUUCAUAAAUAUGAUUUGCAUCUGAUUCAUACAGCUGACCAAUAGAAGAUAAAGAAGAAGAAGAAGAAAAAAAAACAAAUCCCCGCAGAUUUAUUUUUUGUGUGAUGCGGACACAUGCAGAAUUCACAUGCGAAGUAUAAGCAGACGCAUUCGCUCAGCCAAAUGUUUACACAGGAUAUAUCAGAGGGAAAACCAGUGCCUUUUAGUUUUCAAGCUCCUCAUAACCCUCCUUUCUAAACUCUUGUUUUCUGCAGGAGUUUAAAAUGCUUUUUGCGUGUUUAGUCUGCUUUUGGUUUUCUGGCAAGUUCUGCUUCUGAUGUUUUUAAUGUGGGAAGCCCUCUCUUUCCACUCUGAUCUACAGAUGUUGCAUGUAAGGGCGACAGCCAAUGGUCAGAUCAGAGAGUAUUAAUGCAGUAGAAAUUUCCUCAGCCAUCUUGAAUUGCCCGUCUUGAAUCGUUGGAUAACUGCGUAUUAAAAAAAAAUUUUUUUUUGUGCGUUUCUAAUUACAGCACGUCCCAAACAGUAUUCAGUUUUCAAAAGUGGCAAAUUAUAUCGUCAAACAAAAUGAAUGCAGUGCUUGUAGAAGCUGUAACUGAAUGGACAUCACUGGAAUACAGACGUAUCUGAUGUUUUCUAAAAUGUUAAGGUGAAUGUGAGGAUAGAAUAAAACAGGUAUCUGUCUAUUGGAUUAAUUUAACUUUGUAAAUCUUACCAGUUUCUUCAAAUGGAGCCUUUCUAUUUCCAAUCUGUUUUAAUAGAACGAAUCACAGUUCAUCUAAUGUUGCAUCUUCAAGCAGAGACGGGCAACUUUGAUCAUGAUGAGGGUCUUUAAAGUUUCAUCUUCUCUGCCAGAGGGGGAAAAAAAUGUAAUGGAUGAUUUACACAACACAAGAGAAUCGGAGCUGAUUUGAUCCUAACACCUGGCCUAAUAGAUGUAAAGUAACUAUAUUAAAUCAAAAUGCGCAGUGUGAAAGAAAUGACCAAAAGUCCCGACGAGCAAGCAAUCACUUGACAACUUCAUCGCUAAACAAACAGCUUCCUGUUGGUUGCAUAUUUGAAAAAUAUGAAGUUAAUAAUUGAAGUUAAUUUCUUACUCGCAGUCCAUCUAGGUUUAAACUCUUAUUUUUAUCUUAAAUGCAAGAAGCAAUUUAAUCCAAACAGUUUUGUGGUUCAGUUAAAUUUUACUGGAAAAUCACAUCAGUUGACCGCUGCUGAAUGUCCGGAUGCUCUAAAACAGGGACAGAAGUCAGGAUGACCUGUCUUCUCUGUACCUGCAUCAUACUGAGAUUGUAGCCCAGUACUUGGUUUUAUAAAGGAUUUAUUGAAGCUGCACUUUAAUCAACUUGUGUAGCCGCAUUCCCGCGUCCCUCCUGAGAAUAUGCAUCAACGUCACACAUGAAAUAAAGCAAAGUUUGGAGGCUUGGAAUUGGAAUUUCUGGGGAUUUUGGAUGAAGGCACGUUGUGUACAGUAGGUUUAGUGAGUAUUUAGAGGUGUAGCUGGCUCCAUCUAAAUCCCUCACACUGUUGAUUUAUAUCGUAUUCCUGAUAGGAAGCCCUUAAGCAUAAAUGAAUCUAUGAAAGUAUUUUUUUUACACAAGAUAAUAUUUUAGAUGAUAUACACCCUUUAACUUUAUCCAAAUAUAAUUGCACAAACAGAAAGAUGAUUAAGAUGUUAAACUCGUUGAACUAAAGAAAAACUUUUAGCAGAUUUGUUUUAUAUGAGAAAUGUGAAACGACAGUUACCCAUAUUUGAUAAAGUCUGUUCUCAGCACGUAAUUUUACCUCUGAAGCUGAAACAUUUCUCGGCGGAAGCUGCAAUCCAGUCCAAAUGAUUUGUGAAUCGAAGCUCAGGCUAUAUAAGUGAUAACAUCACUUGGAUGUGUUCCACUAGUGCCAAAUGUUAUAGGAACAUUUUACUUUAUUUUUCCUGGAGAUGUGAAAAAAACAGAAAAAACAACAAAAAAAAAAGCUUAUUCAGUCGUGAUCUCACAUUAUGUGUUUGUUGUAACGUCGCUUCAUGGUGCUCAUCUUCAGUGUCACACCUACACCAGCUUCAACGUAUUGAUUGUCAUCAUGCAGCGCGAUGUAUGAUCCGUUUCUUUCCUUUUCUUCGGAGAUCCACAGAACGUAGUUAUUUUCUUUUGACAUUGCAAGGCGAGUUGUAAUUUCUGCUCAUGUCACCCCAGUGAUGGUCAUCUUCUGGUACAUUUGGAGUCUGAAAACACGCUCGAUGCCAGCUCACGUGAGGGCCAAAGCAAAAAUGCACGGAGGGUGCAGAUUUACGCCGCUCCCCGCUGGAAGUGUGAAACGUGAACGAUGAGCCCAUCACACACACAAAACGACACAGCUGACCUCUCCUCCCCCCCCGCCCCCCUGUUUCUCCUGGUAGUUACCGGGCCUCUCUGCCUAAAAUGUCCACUGUCUGGAUUUUUUUAGCGGUUUGAUUUGAACAGUCCUCAUCCCUCCGCCACACACACACACACACACACACAACACUGAAUGCCAGCUAGCAGAGCAGGUAGCCGGUUGCCAUGGAGACCGGUCAUUUGUGUGUUACUUACAGCUAACAGCGCAGCGGGCUCUGGACGCGUACGCGCCUCGAUAAAAUGAGGGCCAUCUUUUUCCUUUUCUUCGUUCUUUUUGAAAAACCAGCCGCUUCGCUGAAGGGUGGCCACGGCAGGGCCGCUUCGUGUACAGAGGAAUCUUUCAGCUCCAUCCGCCAGCUCGGUCUCGUGGCCUUGUGCUGUAAAGAACAUGGGCUUGAUGCUGUUCACGUCACUGUGUGUUGAUUAUUCUGAGGGGUGGGGUAAAAAAAAACAAAAAAAAAAACAACAACAAUCUACUAAGCUGUCUUUAUUCAUCUGGGUAACUUUGCAUCCAUUAUUCCCAGCUUUAAAGUAUAGAUAUAAUCAUAUCAUUUCUAAAUGGCUAUAGAUGUAUAUAGCAACGCUGACAUAUCUAGUGCAAUGUAAAGAGUGUCUAUUAUUAAAAAAAAAACAUAUUUUUACAUCGACAUACCCUCUAUACUCAUGCAUCUUUUACCUUUCAGCUACACGUUUGAUUAAAGGCCUUGUGAAAGGGAGACAGAGAGCCAUAGAAAUACGACUUCAAAUCAGGAAAUACAUCAGCCCUUAUCAACUAUCAGAGCUUUUGGAGAUCGAUCUAUUGUAAAAAAGAAAAAAAAAAGGAUAAAAAAAAAAGAAUAUUUUCUGUGAUUUUGGAUCGUCUUUGAUAUGACUAAUUUUACUCAAUCAUUUUUGUACAUUGAACGAGUCGAGAAAGUAAAUAUUUUUCCGUUUGUUGGUUUGUGUUUGAUAAAGGUAGGCGUGUUGAAUACAUUUAGAAAGUGUAAAACAUGUUUGUCUUGUGAAGUAAAUGUAAAUUCUACGAGUCAAUGGAAAAGUCUACAUGGAAGUUCACUGUGUUUUUAACGAAAUAAGGAAACGAGGGAGAGAACGAUGGUUCGCGAGGAGGACUGUAGGAGAUCUUUUUUUUUUCUUUUGCAUUUAUAUAUGAGUGACCAAAGCAGAGGAGGAAAAAACAAAAAAAAAAACAAAAGUAGUAUUCAAGCAGUUACAUUUUGAGUAACACUCACUAUCCACCUUCUACUACUUCUUGUUUUAUUUUCAAAUGUCUUUUGUAAAGGUAUAAGCUUUGGAUCCCAUGUAUAUUGCUGUGAGGAUUGACUGGUCACUUUAAGAUAGAAAACUUAAAAAAAAAAAAAUGAACUGAAUCUCCAUGUGAAAGUAAAUUUCCCAGAGCCUGACGGAAUUGCACUACCCUCAUAUUGGUUGAUAUAGUCUAUUUUGUAUAAAAUACAUGCAAAUAUUAUCUUUAAAGAUUAAGGGCAGAUCAUGUUUCACUGGUAUAUAUGGCUAUGGCUUUCACUGAAGUCCGUUCUGUUCGUAUUUCAGUUAUGUAAAUGUAAUCCAAUGUAAAACAAAACAACAACAACAACGAAAAAAUACAAUAAAACAGACAAAAAAUGAGAAAUGUUUGUUUAAAAAAAACCAAUAGUUUGUAUUACUUCUGUAUAACACCUUCUGUAGUCAGUGUCGCUAUUUUCACCUAUUUGAUUAAAUGUUGAAUUAAGUUAUCUGUGUUGUUCUUUGACAUUCGGUUUGGCAUCGUGUUGGAUGAUGUUUCGUCAUUGCUGGUUGAAAGUGAACUGAUUGCUCUUUAGUUCAAACAUCUUACACAAUAAAAUUUCCUGUUUUUCAGCACUCA
Messenger RNA from Salarias fasciatus (jewelled blenny), 7948 nucleotides. RefSeq names its product glucocorticoid receptor. Gene Ontology annotation, biological process: nuclear receptor-mediated glucocorticoid signaling pathway; regulation of DNA-templated transcription. Gene Ontology annotation, molecular function: sequence-specific DNA binding; zinc ion binding; steroid binding. Lineage: Eukaryota; Metazoa; Chordata; Actinopteri; Blenniiformes; Blenniidae. Bases 503 to 2926 code for a protein of 807 amino acids. The record is from RefSeq and is a predicted model, not a curated record. The transcript is spliced from 10 exons. Gene Ontology annotation, cellular component: nucleus.